AACUCUCCUGUCAGCGAGUCAGUAGGAGUGCUCUCUGGAGCAUUGAACCUGUGCGAGACCAGCCGGGAGGGCAAGGGUAGUCACGAUGAGCUCGUCGAUCACUCGCUGGGCCAAGCGCUACAACAGAAUGACCCGCCGAUAGAGGCUUCG
Molecule: messenger RNA, 150 nt
Organism: Perkinsus marinus ATCC 50983
Lineage: Eukaryota; Perkinsozoa; Perkinsida; Perkinsidae
Exons: 1
Source: RefSeq, a predicted model, not a curated record